CGCCGUUCACGUCUAAAUCUAAAUCACGUAUAAAUAGCUUUAUAGCAAAAAUGGUAAAGGUUUGCUCCGUCAAAGGGUGUAAAAACUCUUCGGACACUGUCUGCCGCAGCUCAUUCUUCGUUUUCCCAUAUAACAACGAAAAGCUUAAACAAUUAUGGCUCAACAGUGGCCCUGGAUAUAAAACAAUAUCCAAGUAUUCGUAUGUUUGUUCAUGCCAUUUUUUCGCAGAGGAUUAUGUGGAACACAAGCACAUUGGCAGAAGAACAUUGAAAAAGAAUGCAGUACCCAGCAUAUUUGACGACAACAACCAGGCACAUGAGAGUGCUGAUCCUGAGAUGAAUAGUCUACCAAGCUGCAGCUUUCAAUGCGAUGCUUCACCACCGCCACUAAAGAAAUAUGAACAAAAUGAAGAAGAUGACGAAAAGCCUGUGAAAAAGUUUCAUAGCGUUGCAGUACAAACUUGUUCACAACUUAGUCGACCAAGCGUAUCGGUUCAAACUUGUACACGACUCAGUGGACCAAGUAAUCGCGAACAAGAACUAGUUCAUAAAAUAAAAAUUCUGCAGGAUCGAUUGAGGUAUAAAAAAAAAAGGAUUCAAAGAUUCCAGGAGUUGGUAACUCAUCUGCAGAAAAACAUGUAUGACGAAGGUACAAUCAACGAAAAUGAUAGCACAAAAGCAGAAGAAUAAACAAUGAAUACUGCAUUCCAAACAAUGACAACAAAGAACUAAUUGUAUCAGGUUUUGAACACUGUUAAAUUGUGCAUACGGUAUUAACCUAAUGGCGAAAAUAUCGAUCUGACAGCAUAAGUGACGAUAACAGCUGGCGGUUGCAUGAGUAGUUGACCGUGAAGGUGAAUGGAAUAUUCUGAAGAUGUCCAAGCAACGAGU
Diprion similis is the source of this 890-nucleotide messenger RNA. RefSeq lists its product as uncharacterized. Gene Ontology annotation, molecular function: sequence-specific DNA binding. The record is from RefSeq and is a predicted model, not a curated record. The transcript has 5 exons. Bases 51 to 689 code for a protein of 212 amino acids. Lineage: Eukaryota; Metazoa; Arthropoda; Insecta; Hymenoptera; Diprionidae.